AUGACUAAAUUCAGACCCUGCAUUGACCUCCAUUCGGGGCAGGUCAAGCAGAUUGUUGGAGGUACACUCAGCAAUGUUGCCGAAGACUUAAAAACCAAUUACGUUUCCAAGCUUCCCGCCAGCUACUAUUCCGAAUUAUAUCAGAAGCAUGAUCUCCGAGGAGGACAUGUGGUGAAGCUUGGUCCUGGUAAUGAUGAUGCUGCCAAAGAGGCAGUGGGUACCUGGAGGGAUGGAUUACAAGUUGCUGGGGGCAUUACGGAUCAGAAUGCUCAAUACUGGAUCGAUCAAGGUGCAGAGAAGGUGAUCAUCACGUCAUUCCUUUUCCCUUCAGGGAAAUUCUCGCUCGAGCGACUGGAGUCAGUCCUAAAGGCUCUGGGAGGUGACAAAUCCAAGCUGGUUUUGGAUCUGAGCUGUCGCCGAAAAGACAAUACCUGGUUCGUGGCGAUGGAUCGUUGGCAAACCAUCACUGAGAUGGAAAUUAAUGCUGAAUCCAUUGCAUUUCUGGAACCCUAUUGCUCCGAGUUUUUGAUCCAUGCUGCGGACGUGGAGGGACUCCAGCAGGGCGUUGACGAGGAGUUGGUGUCGAAGUUGGCCGAAUGGUGCACAAUCCCCGUCACAUAUGCUGGUGGUGCUCGUAGUCUCCAGGACUUGGAAAAGGUUCACGUUAGCAGUAAGGGCAAGGUUGAUUUGACCAUUGGAAGCGCUUUGGAUAUCUUUGGUGGCUCUGGUGUGACGUUUGACGAAUGUAUUGAGUGGAACAAGAACCACUAA
Penicillium angulare is the source of this 771-nucleotide messenger RNA. Its product is annotated as 1-(5-phosphoribosyl)-5- ((5-phosphoribosylamino)methylideneamino)imidazole-4-carboxamide isomerase HIS6. Gene Ontology annotation, molecular function: 1-(5-phosphoribosyl)-5-[(5-phosphoribosylamino)methylideneamino]imidazole-4-carboxamide isomerase activity. The transcript is spliced from 3 exons. Gene Ontology annotation, biological process: L-histidine biosynthetic process; L-tryptophan biosynthetic process. Lineage: Eukaryota; Fungi; Ascomycota; Eurotiomycetes; Eurotiales; Aspergillaceae. The record is from RefSeq and is a predicted model, not a curated record. The coding region runs from base 1 to 771 and encodes 256 amino acids. Gene Ontology annotation, cellular component: cytoplasm.